GGUCUGUCCAAGCUUCCUUGAAAUGUCGGUCAAUGAUCGGAUGAGUUACAUCAAACAGAAGGGCCUCUGUUUGAAUUGUUUUGCAAGAGGUCACCAUCUCCGAGAGUGUACGAGUGCGCACAAUUGCUUCACAUGCAAGGGGCGGCACCACACUCUUCUCCAUCGGGGCGACAGUGCCCACAAUGGUGCCUCUUCCUCUUCCACUUCAGCCACGCUUCCCAACAUACAGUCCACUCCGAAUCAAUCGGCAACAAAUGUGCAAAAUUACUUUGCCAUUAACGCUCAGAACAUCCUUCUCGGCACGGCGGUUGUCAAUGUAUGCCAUCUAGGUACUACAUACACCGCACGAGCACUAGUCGAUUCGGGGUCCGAAGCGACUUUCAUUUCUGAGCGUUUAUUCCAGCGAAUAAAGUUGCCAUUCCAAUCCGUGCAAGCCCAAGUAUCUGGGCUGAAUCAUGCAAUUGCGGCCCAACCGCAGAAGUUAUGCAACUUCAGCAUUGGUUCUCCAACGAAGCCGAGGCUCCAUAUCGAAACCUCAGCGUUCGUUAUUCCACAACUGGCAGACAAGCUGCCAUCAUUCCGUGUGCCGAAAGGCUUCCUAAAGGAUCUACCAGCGAUUGAACUGGCAGAUCCAUACUUCUACAAAAGUGCUCAGAUUGACAUCUUAAUUGGCGCGGAUAUCCUUGCGUCAAUCAUCCUGAGCGGAUCCCGGCCAAACAUUUGUGGCUCACUCCUUGGGCAAGAAACCGUGUUUGGUUGGAUCCUCACCGGCCCCAUCUCCCAGAAUGUGUCAACAAUUAUCUCUGCGUUUUCGACGAGAGUCGCCAUCCAAGCAGACUGGGAGGCGGAGGAUAUUCCGUCGAAGCUGCUUAGCUGCGAAAACACAACUUCACGUAGCAGAUGUGGCAGAUAUCGGGUGACUCUUCCAUUCCGGAAGCCCGUCACCACUCCUCCUACUUCGUUUCUCUAUUCGUCGUCCUGUGCUGUCCUAUACUGCCCUGUUCCAUGUGUCAUUGACAAUGUAAAGCUACUGUAA
Messenger RNA from Drosophila sulfurigaster albostrigata, 1036 nucleotides. RefSeq lists its product as uncharacterized. The coding region runs from base 23 to 1036 and encodes 337 amino acids. The transcript has 2 exons. NCBI's taxonomy places the organism in Eukaryota, Metazoa, Arthropoda, Insecta, Diptera, Drosophilidae. The record is from RefSeq and is a predicted model, not a curated record.